CAGUCCCACAAUCCCUUGCUGCAUACGUGAAACACUACGUUCGUCAUCCUACAUUCUCACCACUAGAAGGCCUCGGUCAAGAUGGCUCUUUAUUUUUCUGGAAGCAAACUAAAUUAUUCUUGUUUAAAAAUUAAAGUUGCUGCUAAUUUUGCCGCUCAACCAUUGAAGAUUCUGCCCAACACUGAUCCUAAGCAAAGCAUUAGAUAUGAGAAAGAUGGGACAACCUUCACCGAUUCGAACGCAAUCUCUUAUCUGGUUGGGAAGGAGUGUUUGUGGGGGAAUACCCUGAAUGAGAACUCCGAGAUCCGGCAGUGGAUCGGUUACGCUGAUGAUCUGAACACUAGAGUGUGCUGUUGGGUAUAUCCUUAUAUGGGGUUGAGGAAUUAUAAUAAACAGGAGGUGAACCAUGCCCAAGCAGAAGUUUUGAAAUACUUAGCAAUACUUGAUCAACACCUUCUACAUAACAUGUACUUGGUUGGAGACAGAAUAACACAAGCCGAUGUUGCAUGUGCAGUUGCUUUAUAUUUUCCAUUCAAAUUUUUCCUGACCCCAGCAACGAGGGAGAAAUUUGUUAGCGCCACCCGAUGGUUCAACACCCUCGUCAAUCAGGAGCAAUUCCGUAACGCAAUCGAUGCGGUUGCCGGGGGCGAUGGUGAUGUGCAGUUGUGCGUGGCCGAGGUGAAAUACGACAAAGGGGGUUGUGAUGCGUUUAGGAAACUCGCUCUGCAGGAGAAUGAUGUCACAAUCAGUGCAAAAGAGAGUGAGGGAAAAGGAGAGAAGCCAAAGACUGAAGCUCAGUUGAAAAAGGAGGCAAAAAAAAGAGAAAAAAUGGAAAAGUUUCUUGCUAAGAAUAAAAAAGCACAAGAACAAAGUCAAGCUAAAGAGGGCAAAAAGCCUAAACCCAAGCGAGCUGAAAAGUCUGAGAAGAAGGCAACUAUAAUAAAGUAUGAGAAAAAUACUCCACCCGGUGAAAAGAAGGAUGUAUCAGGUCCACUACCGGACAGCUACAGCCCACAAUAUGUAGAAGCAGCUUGGUAUUCUUGGUGGGAAAAGAUGGGAUUCUUCAAGCCCGAGUAUGGGCGUAAAUCUGCCCAUGAAGAAAAUCCUAAAGGCACUUUCAUGAUCUGCCUUCCCCCUCCCAAUGUUACAGGAAGCCUCCAUCUUGGCCAUGCAUUGACUAAUACUGUGGAAGAUGUAUUAACAAGAUGGAACCGAAUGAAAGGCAAGACAGUGUUAUGGAACCCUGGCACCGACCAUGCAGGUAUUGCUACACAAGUCGUUGUGGAGAAAAAGUUAUGGCGCGAGCAGAAGUUGUCUCGUCAUGAUAUUGGAAGGGAGGGUUUUAUUAAAGAAGUUUGGAAAUGGAAGAAUGAAUGUAUCUUCACUCAGGUAAACAAGCAAGAACUCACGGGACGCACAAUGCUCAGUAUCCCUGGUUACGACCACAAGGUGGAGUUCGGAGUCCUCAUCUCAUUUGCAUAUCCCGUCGUCGAUAGUGACGAGGAGCUUGUUGUCGCGACAACGAGGAUUGAAACGAUGUUGGGCGAUACGGGGGUGGCGGUUCAUCCGGAGGAUCCCAAGUAUAAGCACUUACACGGCAAAUACGUGCAACACCCGUUCACCGAUCGCAAGUUACCCGUAGUUUGCGAUGAAAUGGUGGAGCGAGACUUUGGGACCGGGGCUGUUAAAAUAACCCCCUCCCACGACCCUAAUGAUUAUGAAUGCGGAAAGCGUCACAACCUCAAGUUCAUCAAUAUUUUCUCCGACGAUGGUGAUGUCAUAAACACAAACACAGAGUUUGACGGGAUGAAACGCUUCACUGCACGCACUGCUGUUGUAGAAGCGCUCAAGAACAGAGGGCUUUAUCGAGGAACAAAGGACAACCCUAUGGUGGUACCUGUGUGUAGUCGAUCUAAAGACAUAGUAGAGCCACUUAUAAAGGUACAGUGGUUCAUGGAUUGUAAGGAGGCCGCUAAACGCUCGGUCGACGCUGUGAGGAACGGACAACUUAAGCUUAUCCCUGAUAUGCAUUGUAAAACAUGGUACCAUUGGUUGGACAACAUUAGAGAUUGGUGUAUAUCCCGUCAACUAUGGUGGGGGCAUCGAAUACCAGCUUAUUUUGUUACAAUUGAUGAUUCUAGUAUUCCUAAAGGAGAGGAAACAGAUGGUGAAUAUUGGGUAUCAGGUCGUAGUGAGAAUGAAGCAACCAACAAAGCUGCCAAGAAGUUUAACGUUUGCCCUUCCAAGAUCAAACUCCGCCAGGAUGAAGACGUACUCGACACUUGGUUCUCCUCGGGAUUGCUUCCUUUCUCUAUCUUUGACUGGCCACAAGAGACAGAAGACUUGAAGACCUUUUUCCCGGGCACCUUGCUGGAAACCGGACAUGAUAUCUUGUUUUUCUGGGUUGCAAGAAUGGUCAUGUUCUCUCUGAUGCUUACUGACAAACUACCAUUUGAAGAAGUUUAUCUGCACGCCAUGGUACGCGACGCCCACGGUCGCAAAAUGAGCAAAUCACUUGGAAAUGUAAUCGACCCAUUAGAUGUUGUAACAGGGAUAUCUCUGGAGGACCUUCACAAAUCUUUAUUAACUGGUAACUUGGAUGAGAAAGAAGUUAAAAAAGCAAUGGCGGGCCAGAAGGAAGAUUAUCCCAAUGGUAUACCUGAGUGUGGGAGUGAUGCAUUGAGGUUCGCACUAAGUGCUUAUACUUGUCAAGGACGUGACAUCAACUUAGACGUGAACCGAAUUCUCGGAUAUCGACAUUUCUGCAACAAAUUAUGGAACGCGUUUAAAUUUGCUAUGAGGGGUUUGGGUGAAGGUUUUGUACCAAGUACAACAGCACAGUUGAACGGCCAUGAAAGUCACAUGGAUUUAUGGAUUCUCAGCAAAUUAUCGCAGGCUGUGAAAUUAAGUUCUGAUGGAUUGGCCAAAUAUGAGUUCCCUGUUUAUACAACGGCUGUGUUUAACUUCUGGUUGUAUGAGUUAUGUGAUGUAUAUUUGGAAUGUUUGAAACCCGUCUUCUCCGGCAACAAUCCCGAUGCCAUUAUGACAUCACGGAACGUAUUAUACACUUGUCUCGAUGUAGCGCUCCACUUAACAUCCCCCCUCAUGCCAUUUAUCAGCGAGGAACUAUGGCAACGGUUGCCACGACGAUCAGGAGAUGACACGCCAAGUGUGACCGUGUCUAACUGGCCGGAGAUUGAAAAGUUGAACUGGCGUAAUGAAAAGAUCGAGCAAGAAGUUGAUUUUGUUUUAAAUUUGAACAAAGUAACUCGGUCACUCAGGUCGGAAUAUAAUCUCACCAAGACCAAAGCAGAUUUAUACGUCCAUUGUAACGAUGAUGAAACAAAGGCCAUUGUUACACGUUACGUGACAACAAUACAAACAUUAUCCUACUCGUCGCUCGUCAAAGUAUUAGGAUCCUCGGAGAAGCCGCCACCGGGGUGCGCUGUUGCCAUUGUUAACGAUAAAUGUAACGUCAAUCUUAUGUUGAAGGGCUUAAUUGACUUGGAAAAAGAAAUUUCUAAGCUGGCAACCAAGAGAGCUGACCAGGAAAAGAAAUUAAAAUCUCUUCAAGAUAAAAUAAGUAAAGAAGAAUAUAAGAAAAAGGUUCCGGCAAAUGUACAAACAUCAGAUGCUGAUAAAGUUCAACAAAUAAUUGGGGAAGUUGAAAAAAUGAAAACUGCAGAAGAAGAGUUCAGGAGAAUGCUUAGUGCUUGAUUGUUACAUUUGAUAGGGAUUGUGUUUAAAUUGAAGCUAUGGUGAUGUCAUAAUAGGGGUUUAUUAUAGAACAAUACUGUAUUAUCCAUCAUGUGUGAUUUAGUUUUUCAUUUUUUUCGGGAAAUUUUAUGUGUGUUGGUCUAAAAGUAAUAUGAUGUCAUAAUUGAUAUGUUUAAUAGCAAUGGUGUAAUACAAAACUAAAUAUUUAAUUUGAAUAACAUUUUGAGCAGUUCAGUUUACAGGUUUUUCAAUAAAAGAUGCUUCAAUAUCAUUAAAA
Ciona intestinalis (vase tunicate) is the source of this 3994-nucleotide messenger RNA. The record is from RefSeq and is a predicted model, not a curated record. NCBI's taxonomy places the organism in Eukaryota, Metazoa, Chordata, Ascidiacea, Phlebobranchia, Cionidae.